CUUAUGAUUCUGCUACCAAAACACGUCGGGGAAGCAUGACGAAUUACUCAACAGUGCCAGAACAAGCAGAUGAACAUGAGAGCAGGCCAGCCAGCGCGGCAUCUUCGAGAGGAAGACGGUCAGUUUGACGAUGGCGUACCUUUACGCCCACACAAGAGGUUGCUCACACCUGGGUCUAGGUCCAGAAGAGGAGGGAAGAAGGACGCAGGUCCCAUCGGGCAGGCAACAUGGAUCAGCAGUGUAAUAAACCUGCUCAAUACCAUCUUAGGAGCUGGUCUACUUGCUAUGCCACAUGCGCUCGCACAAAUGGGCAUCUUUCUUGGGAUAUUCGUGGUCGCGUGGGCAGGUCUCACGGCCGGAUUUGGCCUAUAUCUGCAAUCAAGAUGCGCAAGAUAUGUAGAGCGUGGCGCGUCGUCUUUUGCUGCGCUCGCCAAACUAACAUACCCGAAUGCGGCCGUCGUUUUCGACGGCGCCAUCGCACUCAAGUGCUUUGGAGUCGGGGUCAGCUACCUUAUCAUUAUCGGUGAUCUCAUGCCUGGCGUGGUUAAAGGAUUCAGCGAGAAAGCUGCAGAGACUGCAUUCUUAGUGGACCGACAAUUCUGGAUUACUGCAUUCAUGUUAAUCGUCAUUCCACUAGCAUUCUUACGCCGACUAGACUCCCUAAAGUAUACAAGCAUCAUUGCCCUGAUCUCCAUCGCUUAUCUCGUCCUACUUAUUCUAGUGCAUUUUAUCAAAGGCGACACUCUGGAAGACCGGGGUGAAGUCCGCGUCUUCAGAUGGGCAGGCCCAGUGUCUGCGUUGGCCGCGUUCCCAGUCAUUGUUUUUGCUUAUACUUGUCAUCAAAAUAUGUUCUCGAUCUUGAACGAGAUUUUCGAUAAUUCUCAAUCCAGGACUACAGCAGUAGUAGUGGCAAGCAUUGGAUCUGCCUGUAUGCUAUACAUCCUCUGUGGUAUCACAGGGUACCUAUCAUACGGUGACAACGUCAGCGGUAACAUUGUGCAGAUGUAUCCACAUUCUCCAGCCUCUACUUUCGGCCGGGCCGCCAUCGUUGUCCUCGUCAUGUUCUCCUAUCCACUUCAAGUACAUCCAUGUCGCGCUUCCGUUGAUGCAGUCAUCAACUGGCGCCCACAGCGUAACCGCGGCUCUAGCGCUGAUCCAUCUCCCUCUCGCACCGGCCUCCUUACCCCUAAUUCGACGUCCCCUUCACCCCCUCAGAGGACGGCCCUUUUUCAACCCAAGCGCGAAAUGUCCGACAUCCGGUUCGCAAUAAUCACGACCAUCAUCAUUGUAUUAUCAUACGUCGUAGCGAUGACGGUCACCUCGCUUGAGAAAGUGCUCGCAUACGUCGGGAGCACGGGCAGCACAACCAUCAGCUUCAUCCUGCCGGGACUUUUCUACUAUAAAAUCUCAGACCCAGAGUCGCCACAUCAUCAGAAGCUGAUGAAGGAAGACGACGACGAGGCGGGCUACGACGCGGAAGACUUAGAGAGCAGCGGGUUUCUGCAGGCUAUAACAGAUGUGAAGAUGCGACGGCAUUGGAGAAGAACGUUGCUGCGGAAGGCCAGUCUAGGGCUAGCUAUUUAUGGGUUCUUUGUUAUGGUAGUAUGUCUGGGAACGAAUACCUUCCUGGUCGCUGCGCAUUGAUUGGGGUAUUGCUCAUCAAUCUUAAAUAAAUACAUUGUCAACGCCUUAAUUAUCAUGUGCUCUUCCCGUCCCAGCU
Molecule: messenger RNA, 1720 nt
Organism: Pseudovirgaria hyperparasitica
Lineage: Eukaryota; Fungi; Ascomycota; Dothideomycetes; Acrospermales; Acrospermaceae
Product: vacuolar amino acid transporter-like protein 6
Exons: 5
Coding region: 70-1644 (524 amino acids)
Biological process (GO): amino acid transmembrane transport
Cellular component (GO): fungal-type vacuole membrane
Molecular function (GO): L-histidine transmembrane transporter activity; L-tyrosine transmembrane transporter activity; L-serine transmembrane transporter activity
Source: RefSeq, a predicted model, not a curated record